Iphiclides podalirius (scarce swallowtail) is the source of this 1050-nucleotide messenger RNA. Lineage: Eukaryota; Metazoa; Arthropoda; Insecta; Lepidoptera; Papilionidae. The record is from the annotation of a GenBank genome assembly.
AUGGCAAGAAGCAUCCACACGGUAUCAGCCCAAAAUUCAGCCACGCGAAUUGCACUGUGGGCAGCAUUCAACAGCUCCUCCCGCGUACAGUUGGUCGGGCACGCAGACCACGACGUCAAAUGUUCCAUGGUUGGGGGAACAGCACCACGUUUGCACCCCGAUCUGGAGCCGUCUGAGAGCCAUCGUGGUAGUGGUGAUAGGCUGGGACGGUGGCCGUUGCAGCGGUGCGCUGGUGGGCGUGGUGGUGUGCAGCGUGUCGUGGUGGCGCGGCGAGUGGGUGGGGCUCACGCUGGCGGCGCCGCUGGGGGCGCUGCUGUCCGCCAAGCUGAGGGUCCCCCCUCGACCGCCGCCCCCCCGCGCCUCCCCAACCCCUUCGCGCACGUCCUAGAGCGCAUCGACGGCACGGCGGUGUUGGUGCGAUGCGGCGCGGCGUGGGGCGCGGGGAUCCACCUGGGCGGGGGCUACGUCAUCACGUGCGCACACGUCGUGAGACAGCACGACUCGUACAAAGUGUCCCUGUACUGCGAAGGCGUGAAAGAGACAGCGAUAGUCCGAUACAAAACGGCGGACGACAAGGCUUACGACCUGGCACUGCUGUACAGCAACCCGGAGCAUUGGAGGCACUUGUCGCCAGCACUGUUCGCCGAGGAACCGGCCGAGAAAGGCGAGCCCGUGUUGGCGGCGGGAUACCCUUUCUUCAGCGAGACUCACCUGCGCGAGCUGCGGCCGACGGUGACCAGCGGCCGGGUCACCAACGCCUCGCCAUCCAUGAUGCACACCUCCUGCUGCGUCCAGUCUGGUUUCAGCGGCGGCCCGAUCUUCCGUCUCAGCGGGGGGCGGGCUGAGGUGCUGGGGGUGGUGGUGAGCACCGCGAAGAGCCACACCGGCGCCAGCUACCCUUACGUGAACAUGGCGGCGCCAGUCCGAGCCUUCAUACGGCCCCUGCAGAACUUCAUACUGGACAAAGACAUAACGAAACUGCAACAGAUCGAGAGCAAAAAGGAGACUAUCCAGUCCCAAUGGCGACUUCUACCUUAUCGCUCCAAAAUA